AUGCUCAUUUGUUAUGGUGAAGAUGGAUCAUUCAAUCUUCCUCAAGAAGUUGUUACUGAUUGGGAAAAAUAAAAUAACAAAUAUAUUAUUAAUAUUGAAUUUAAUUUGAUGAUGUCACAUUUAAUUAGAUAAAUUAAAGAAAAAAUGUAUACAAUGCGAAUACUUCUUUCGAUUUUUGUAAUCUCAAAGACAUAGUGGCUACUUGUAAGUGAAGAUUUGCUAGAUUUCUCCGUUUCUGCUGCAAAUUGGUAUUAUAAAGGUUCAUGCGAUUGGAACGGUGGUGCAUAGGGUGGAGCUGGUGCAGUUUCGAAAUGCAAUGAUAAUGAUAUAUAAUACAUUCUUGCUGGGAAUUAUAAUGAUAGAGUUUACUAUUCGGUUUUAAAUUUGCCUCCACAUUACUAAAUUAAAGUCAUUGUGGAUGCAUAUUUUUUAGAUUCUUAAAGUAGUUUCUAAGAUGUUGCAUAUGAUGUUUAAGGAUCUUCAACUGGAACUUAUUCAUUAUAAUAUAAAGACAGCACAUUGUUAAAUUAUUAAGUAGCCUGUAAAGCAAGUUGGAAUAACUUUGAAAUAUAAACCUUUAUGUUGACAUUUACUCAUAAUGAUAAUAGUGAAAUUAGGUUUAGAGUCUGUGCAACAAGCUUUGGAAGCAAAAAUUAUGGGAUAAGAAAUUUAUAGAUUUAUGUUAAUCCAUGUCAUUGGUCAUGUUUAAAAUGUAGUUCUAGCAAUUCAGCUAGCAAUUGCUUAGCUUGCUUUACAAAUCCAUCUACUACUUUAGGUUCCCCUUCUACUUGUGGUAGUUGUCUACCUAAUUAUGCUUUUAUUGAAUAUAUAGAUGAUACAAAAAGUUGUGUAACUGAAUGCCAUUACUAUAGAGUUCCAGAUUCUAAUAAAGUAUGCUAAUUUAACGAAAGUAUUAAAUUAACUUAACUUUAGAUAUGCUUCCUUUUACAACAUACUUUGACACUACAACAUUUAGUUCUACAUCUCCUUGGGUAUUUGUUCCGGACCCGAUUAAUUAUAAUUUAGUUUAUUCUUAAAAGAUUAACUCUAUAUCAUGCUAAACUAGCAAAAACUAUGUAGGACCAUUUUAUUAUAAUGAAGGAUUUAGUGUAACCUUAUCAAUUCCUUAUAAUAUAUCUUACAUAAGAUUUAGAGCAACAAUUAUAAAAUUCAAUGAUUGGGCUGAUUAUUCAGCUGUUCAUGUGUUAUUAGAUAAUAUAGAAUUCGGUUCUGUUUACACAUUAGGUCAAGUACUUACAGGUCGAAAUGCUGAUAAAUUAUAUUCUGAUUCAAAUUGUACAAAUCCUACUGUUGGAUAUUAUAGAUUAGAAAUUAAAUUAAAAUCCAAUAUCACAAAUCCUUAAAUAUCAUUAUAUGGAUCUAUGGAGUAUAUUUAUAUAUAUAUUGUUAAGUUAAGUUGGCUCACAAUCAUGGGGCUUUCGAGAUGUAGUUAUGGAUGUCAUGAAAUGUUAAUCAUCAUGUAGUUGGUGUGAUUUUGAUUUGAAAUGCUAUGCUUGUUCAACAGGAUUUCUUUAUAAGAAUAGGUGUGUACCAAGUUGUCCAGUUCACUCAGUCCAAACUACUGGAGUUUGUACAGAUUUUGAUGAGCCAGUAGAUUGUAUACAUUUUAUAUUAAUACUAGAUACAAAAUAUUUAAUUAAAGCAUUUUAUGAUUCAUCGAAUACAACUGAUACUAAUGUAAAUACAAUUGUAGGUACUAUGA
Paramecium primaurelia is the source of this 1723-nucleotide messenger RNA. Lineage: Eukaryota; Ciliophora; Oligohymenophorea; Peniculida; Parameciidae. The record is from the annotation of a GenBank genome assembly.